Olea europaea var. sylvestris is the source of this 1701-nucleotide messenger RNA. RefSeq lists its product as uncharacterized. Bases 1 to 1701 code for a protein of 566 amino acids. The record is from RefSeq and is a predicted model, not a curated record. The transcript is spliced from 3 exons. NCBI's taxonomy places the organism in Eukaryota, Viridiplantae, Streptophyta, Magnoliopsida, Lamiales, Oleaceae.
AUGCUAACCUCUAGGUUUGAAGAAAUCAAGAUGAAAGAUGAUGAAUCGUUUGAUGAGUUUUAUGCAAAAUUGAAUGACAUUGUAAACUCUAGUUUCAAUCUAGGUGAGAAGAUUCUCGAGUCAAAAAUUGUGAGAAAAGUUCUUAGGUCUUUGCCCGAGAGAUUUAGACCUAAGGUUAUAGCGAUUGAAGAGAGUAAGGAUCUGGACACGGUUAAGAUAGAAGAACUCAUAGGAUCCAUUCAAACCUAUGAACUCACCAUCUCACAACCUAAGAAAAACAAGUCCAUAGUGCUGAACACAGUUGGAGAAGAAGAGUCAGAGUCGUCUGACAUAGAAACCCUUAGAGAUGAGGAAAUAGCUUACUUCGUAAAGAAGUUCCAGAAAGCUUUAAAGGGCAAGAGAUGGUCCCAAGAUAAAAAUAGAGGAGGAUUUGGGCACUAUAGAAAUGAAUGUCCUAACUUUAAGAAAAAUCUGAAAAAGGGAAGGAGCAAGGCAUUAGCUGUGUCAUUGAUUGAUGAUGAUUCAAACUCAAGUGAUCAAAGGGAUUUUUCCAAUAGUGAAGAUGAAAAGGGUUAUAUGGCUUUUGUGUCUACAGUUAAGAGCGAGUCUGAUAAGGACGGUGAGAAGGUUGAGGAGGAUGUAGAGAGUGAGAAGUCUAGUGACGAUGCUGAGGAUGGGACGGAUAUGCAUGAGGCUUAUCAACUUCUAUUUAAGGAGAGUCUCAAUAUCAAAAAGGUAAAUAAAGUCCUAUUUAAGAAGGUAGACGAGCUUGAGAGAGAGAAAGAGAGACUCACUAAUGAUCUUCAGGUCUCAUCUAAAGACCUUAGUGAGUUGAAGUGUGUCAAUGACAAGCUAGAGGACAAGGUUAAGACACUAACUUGUGAGUUAGAGAAAUCUAAUAUUCAACUGCAGUCUUUUAUGAGCGGGACUAAGAAACUAGAUGCCAUGUUAGGAAUGAACAAACCCACUGGGAAUAGGCAAGGUCUAGGAUUUGUGAAGGGUGAUAGCAACAUGACUAGUUCACCCAAGACCACAUUUGUGCCUGCUUCCAACUAUUCUAGUAUUUCAAUCAAUCGUGAAUCCAAAAGUAAGAGUGUCACUGAACUGAAUGCCACUAGAGCCCGUAAGAUUUCCGCACCGAAAUUUCAGCACCAACAACCACAUGCAUUUGAGCCUAGGUUCAUACCCACUUAUCAUCACUGUGGUGCUUUAGGACACACGAGACCUAAGUGUCAUAAGCUAGCAGAUAGGAAUAGAAGUCAAGAUAUCCCUAGUCAAGUAAACUUUCUUUCAAAUCAGGUCAGCCACUUAACUGAGAUGGUGACAAAAUUGACUAGGAUCACCUCAACCUCUAGAAAAGUUUGGGUUAAGAAAUCUGAUGUGGGUAGGUAUGGUGAGAAUUCAAAUUUUUCUAUAGCUCAUGUUGCAUAUAAGGCUCAAAAUACAUGUAUGUGGUAUCUUGAUAGUGCUUGUUCUAGACACAUGUGUGGUAAUAAUGCCUUAUUCUCUACACUUGAUGACUGCAACAGUGGUGUAGUUACCUUUGGAGAUGGGGGUACGACACCUAUCCGUGGUAAAGGCACCAUCAGCAUAUCUGGACUUCCUACUAUAUCUAAUGUGCUGUAUGUAGAGGGUCUUAAGUCCAAUCUAUUAAGCAUUAAUCAAAUUUGUGAUGCUGACUAUGAAAAAAUAUAUUUAUAA